AUGACAAUUCGCCUACUUUCACUUUGAGCGACUUCUUUAAACCCCACUGUCGUUAUUCCAACGUGAACUUUCCGGAAUGCGGUUAUGAUGCGGUUAGGAUUCUUCUGAAAACUCGAGAAGGUUUCGUAACUUUAAAGAAUCAGUGUUUAGUAAACGAAAGGCGACGUUAAGAAGAAACGAGAUGUUUUGCGGAUACCGAAACGUUGCCUUCUUGCGCCUGAUGUGUUUCUCCGUCCUGCUGACUGGAGUCUCGACAGGAUCAGAGAAAAGUCCAACACUCAAACUUAAUAUCAGUAAUAAAGGAAAUGAUCUCCACUUUACUGCAAGUCCCCCUCAAAAUCCACCCCAGUGCUGGCAUUAUGAGUUUCAUUACAGUAAAUGCAACGAGAACCCAGACAUUAUAAAAGUAAGCAACUGGACAGCCAUAGUGGGAUACGAUGUUGCCUGCAGGUACAAAGUUCAAGUGCAGGCAAAAUAUGAUACAACCCACUGUGGGGAAGGCGAACAAGACAGUAACAUGAGCAUUCCUGUAUAUUUUGGUCAGGAUGGUGAUCCAAAUUUGCCAUUUAAAGUGGUGAUGAGUGUCAUCCCUGUAACAGUGUGCAUUUGUCUUAUCAUUGCUAUAGUGCUGUUUAGGAGGCACAAGGACACAUUUCUCCCCCAAAUUCCCAAUCCAUCAUAUUUCUUCAAGGAUAUGUAUGACACUAAAAAAAAAGUAAAACAGGGCCUAUAUACCACAGAACUCUAUGUACCUAAUGAAGAGCUGAUGGACGAGGUCCAUGUCGAGCCAAACACUACACACCUACAUCAUGAAUUAUAACCAGUAAAACAAGGUUAGAAAGGAUGAACACGUUCUACAUGAGGAUAGAUAAAGAAACCUCCUCAGCAAAGGAAGAAUACACUGCAGCAUUGGAAAUGUUAUGUUUAUAAAAUGUUAUCCUAAGACUAACCCAAAUGCAGUUAAAAUAUACUGUUGAAUGUGAGAGUUCAUGAGUUACAGUUAAUUCAGAAAAUAUUCAGAUCCUGUUACUUGAUUCACACAUGGAUUUGGGCAGUUUAUCCCAAUUUUAUUUUACAUUUCUCAUGACAGAUCCUCUCAAGCUCAAUCAAAUUGGAUGAUAAGAGUCUGGACUGCCAACUUCAGGUUUCUCAACAGAUGUUUGAAGGGGUUAAAGUCUUUUUUGUCUGGGCCUCACUCAUGGAAAUUCAGGGACUUGCUCUAAAACCACCUCAGUGUUGAUGUAGCUGUGUGCAUAGGGACACUGUUGUGUUUAAAGAUCGCCUCUAUCUGUUUUUGUAAUUUUUUUUUACAAGAAAGGUCCUGUAUUAGGCUGAAUUCAUCAGUCCCUCAACUGUUACCUAUCUCUCUGUCCCUGCCUCUGAAAAGCAUCCCUAUAGCAUGACCAUGCUUCACUGUAGGGAUGGUAUUAGCCAAGUGAUGUGCAGUGCCUGUUUAUGGCCAGACAUAGUGCAUGUUGUACUGCCCAAAGAGUUCAGAUUUCUUCUCAUAAGUUUAGAGAAGUUCAAAAUCUUGCCGGAGCCCUUUAUGCUGUCAUAUGCCACUCACUUACUUAAAAGAGGCUUGCAGAAAGGACGCUAAUCGUGUUAGCUCUUAUUUAAGCAAACAGGAUGCACUUGAACAUGAUUUGUAGUCAUACCACAAAGGGUUGGAAUGCUUUUGUGAAUAAGACAUUUUUUCAUUUUUUUCAACCUAAAUCAAAUCCACAAAACAAAGAAUGAAACAAGUAAACAGUUUCUGAAUACCUUCUUAAUCUACUAUAUGUGCUAUGACCUCGUUAAUAAUGUCAUCCUCUGCAUUACUCAGAUUAGGUCUGGAGACUGAGAGGGUCAUGGCAGAAGCUCAUAUCACUGAAUUUUCCUAUUUAUUCGUGUUGCUCUUGGACUGACGUCUUCCUGGGGAAUAUCCCCACAUUGCAUAUUUAACCCCUGAGUGAAUCAGUCAGCAUUCUAAGACAAGAAAAGAUGAAUGUGGUGGUGUUGUUGCUACAGUUUAGAUAGCUAGAUAACAUAAAGUCAUAUGAUAAUGCUAUUCUUCUAUUUGAAUGUGUUUCUUUAGCCAUAUAGCACUUUAUGUCUUUUUACCAUUGAAUCUAUAUUAAUAAGUGGAUGACAAUGUAGAAAGAAAUGUACAGUAAGAGAAAUUCUUCUUCAGGCACCAGGUAGCUUGGGCUACUCAGGUCUUUUUGCAACCAGUUUGUUUACUAUUUGUUUAUUAUCUAUUUUUUCUUUACAUUUCUGUGUUUGUUCUUUAAUAUCAUAAUCAUUAUAAUCAUAAAUAAAUACUAUUUAUAAAGUA
Messenger RNA from Tachysurus fulvidraco (yellow catfish), 2317 nucleotides. RefSeq lists its product as uncharacterized. NCBI's taxonomy places the organism in Eukaryota, Metazoa, Chordata, Actinopteri, Siluriformes, Bagridae. The record is from RefSeq and is a predicted model, not a curated record. Bases 182 to 820 code for a protein of 212 amino acids. The transcript has 7 exons.